AUGACAGUCACUUAUUCCAGCAAAGUAGCAAAUGCCACUUUCUUUGGAUUUCACAGAUUACUCCUAAGGUGGAAAGGCAGCAUCUACAAAUUGCUGUACAGAGAAUUUAUUGUUUUUGCUACUCUUUACACAGCGAUAAGUGUAUUAUACAGAUUUUUUCUUACAGGUAGCCAAAAACGGUUCUUUGAAAAAUUAUCAAUUUACUGUGACAAAUAUGCUGAACAAAUCCCAGUAACUUUUGUGCUUGGGUUCUACGUAACUUUGGUGGUGAAUCGCUGGUGGAACCAGUUUGUGAACUUGCCUUGGCCGGAUCGCCUGAUGCUGCUCAUCUCCAGCUGUGUGCAGGGCAGGGAUGAGUACGGGCGCUUGCUGAGGAGGACUCUCAUGCGUUACGUGAAUUUAACAUCCCUGCUGAUCUUUCGCUCUGUCAGCACAGCUGUGUACAAAAGGUUCCCCACCAUGGACCAUGUGGUUGGAGCAGGUUUUAUGACAAAAUAUGAAAGAAAACUUUUUGAUGAUCUUAAGUCUCCCCACCUGAAAUACUGGGUCCCAUUUGUCUGGUUUGGAAAUUUGGCAUCAAAGGCACGAAAGGAGGGAAGAAUUCGAGACAGUGUGGAUCUGCAGACACUGAUGAAUGAGAUGAAUAAGUACCGAUCUUGGUGUAGCCUUUUGUUUGGUUAUGACUGGGUUGGAAUUCCACUGGUGUAUACCCAGGUUGUUACUCUUGCAGUCUAUACCUUUUUCUUUGCCUGCCUGAUAGGGCGUCAAUUCUUGGAUACUGACCAAGGGUACCAGGGACAUGACUUAGAUAUUUACAUUCCAAUCUUCACACUGCUGCAGUUCUUCUUCUAUGCAGGAUGGCUCAAGGUCGCUGAACAACUCAUUAAUCCGUUUGGAGAAGAUGAUGAUGAUUUUGAAACUAACUGGUGCAUCGAUAGAAAUUUACAGGUUUCACUUCUGGCUGUGGAUGAGAUGCACAUGAACUUGCCAAGGAUGGAGAAAGAUAUUUACUGGAAUGAUACCUCUGCCCGCCCACCCUACACAAAAGCAGCUGCUGAUUACUGUAUUCCUUCCUUUCUUGGAUCAACUAUUGAAAUGGGGCUGGCUGAUACCGAGUUUCUCUAUGGGGAAGAGUGGCCUUGGGAAGAGGAGAAACACCAGAGACAGCAUUCGGUUUUGAGAAGAGUCAAGAGGUUUCUCAGUGUCCAUGAGGGUCCUUCAUACCCCACUCACCAGCGCUACAGCCGGCAGACGAGUGAGAAUUCAGUGUUUUUCCCAGCAGAUGAAAAAGGGCACAUCAGACGGCUGCAGGAGAUGCACACAAGAGGGAGGCACUCCACCUUAAGCUUCAAGAGGAAACAUGAAGGAGUUAGCAGAAGUAACAGACUUCAUGGUAGCCGAGAGCUAGGACCCAUAACAGAAACCUCCAGGAACGAGGCACAGUUUGGUGACAGUGACACCUCAUCUGACAUAGCCAGGCCAGUUCCUGAGGUCAUCGUUUCUGAAGCCCAGGAGAUUAAACCUGAUGCGCUGGACGAACCAGAGCUCCCAACAGAGCGCUCUGCAAGCAUGCCAGAAGAGAAGCUCCAAAGAAUCAUAGCUGAGGCAAAUGUGGCUCUUCUGAACCAACACUUUUUCCCCCCAGAAAUGACUCCAUACCUCUCAAGCUCAGAGGUGCAUCAGUCACUUCCUAGUGUGAUAGGAGAGCCCAAACAUGAGCCCCAGGUUAGUAACAUAGCUGGUCUCAUAACAGACCAUGAGAGAAACCUUCAGCGAUGGAGUUUACCAAGCUUCCAUAGUCCUAGUACAGCAUCAAAUGCUGAUGAUGAUCCACCUUCAACAGAUUCUGGGACAACUUCACCACAAAGGACAUUGAGUGAUGGAAAAAAUGGUACUUCUGCUUGUGCUCCACAAACAUUUGAGAUGCAGGACUUAUGGGAAAACCUGGACAGUAAAGAAACAGCCAUAGUAGAAUUUUCUAAUGAGGAGAGUGAAAGAAAACUUUGA
Messenger RNA from Zonotrichia leucophrys gambelii, 2007 nucleotides. It is a transcript of the gene BEST3, whose product is annotated as bestrophin 3. Gene Ontology annotation, molecular function: chloride channel activity. The record is from RefSeq and is a predicted model, not a curated record. The coding region runs from base 1 to 2007 and encodes 668 amino acids. The transcript has 9 exons. NCBI's taxonomy places the organism in Eukaryota, Metazoa, Chordata, Aves, Passeriformes, Passerellidae.